Messenger RNA from Ordospora colligata OC4, 1512 nucleotides. Its product is annotated as polyadenylate-binding protein. The transcript has a single exon. Gene Ontology annotation, cellular component: cytosol; nucleus; ribonucleoprotein complex. Gene Ontology annotation, molecular function: mRNA 3'-UTR binding; poly(U) RNA binding; poly(A) binding. The record is from RefSeq and is a predicted model, not a curated record. Lineage: Eukaryota; Fungi; Microsporidia; Ordosporidae. The coding region runs from base 1 to 1512 and encodes 503 amino acids.
AUGGAGAUGAACGAUGGAAAUAAAGCGAGUGGCAAUGCACUGACGAUAUAUGUGGGCGAGCUGUCGACCCAAACGCUUGAGUCUGAUCUUUAUCGGAUUUUCUCUACGGUUGGGAAGGUGUUGGAUAUCAAGCUGACGAAGAAGCUUGAAUCGUCUUUUGCAUUUGUUACUCUUGGGAGUGAAGAAGAAGUGGAAAGGGCCAUCAAGGAGUACAAGCACUACGAGCUGCACAAUCGACAGAUAAGACUGCUGAAGGUGAUAAGUAAAGAGAAGAUGCCACCCGAAGCAGGUAAUAUUGUUGUGAAGAAUCUUCCGGAGGAGUUCACGGGGAAAGAUCUUGAGGAUGCAUUUUCGAUGUUUGGGGAGAUAACGAGUUGCAAGGUAGCACUUACUACAAAUGGAAAGUCGAAGGGGUAUGGAUUUGUGCAGUUUAAAGAGAAGAAGGCAGCUAAGAAGGUGAUUAAGAACUUCAGCAAUCUGGAUGGGUUGAUGUUGAAGGGAAAGAUGAUUAGUGUUGAGCCAUAUAACUCCGAGAUGAGGACUAAGGAGAUUCAGAAUGCAUCUACAGUUUUUACAAAUUGUUUUAUUAAGAAUUUCCCAGUAGAUGCGAGCGAGGUGGAUUUGGUUGAGAUGUUGGAGAAGCAUGGAAAAGUGACUUCGUUUUUUUUCCCAUUGAAGGAGGAUGGGAAGCCGAAGGGGUUUGCAUUUGCGAACUUUGAGUCGCAUAAUGCAGCGCUGAACGCAAUAAAUAAUUUGCAUGGAAAGGUUGUGUUUGAGAAUGUGAGCGAGCCAUUCUAUAUACAGAAGGCACAGAAGAAGGAAGACAGAGUGGAAGAGCUGAGGAAGACAUUUGAGCAGCUGAGCAUGCAUGGACAGAAUUACAAGAAGAACCUGUAUGUGACUAAUAUACCUGAGGGAUUUGGAGUUGAAGAGCUGCAAAACAUAUUUAAGGAGUUUGGGAUGAUUACAUCGAUUCUUGUUGGAGCUGAUGCAAUCAAUGCACAGAAGAAGUAUGCGUAUGUGUGCUACCUGACGCCUGAGGAAGCAAGCAUUGCAGUAGAGCGUGGGAAUGAGAUAUACAUUGAUGGAGAGCGAUUGCAGGUUACUUACUUUAAGAACAAGACGGAGAGGGCUAAAGACAAGGAUUUUGCAGAUAUAGGAUAUAAGCCUAUGAUGCCUUAUAUGUACCAGGGAAUAGGAUUUCCAUCUGGAGGGUUUAAGCGUGAGAGGGCACAUGUGAUGUCGUCGAAGCUUUAUGGAAAUGAGUCUGAAAAGCUAUAUGGACUUGUACUUGCAGCAGCACCUGGAUUUAAGAAUGACUGGAAGACACUUCGAGUGAGCAACGAGGCUGAGUUUGCAAGCAAGGUGUCUGAGAUUCUGCUGAGCAGACCUGAUGAGGAAAUACGAAGCAUGAUUGGAUUGAAUUUUACGCUGUCUAGCAGCAUAGCAUCGGUGAUUGAGAGCAUUGAUGUUGAGAAUGACCGUGCGGGAGAGAAUAUUAUUAAGGAUUAA